AAACACGCAGGGGAUAAUCGGGUAAAUGGAUCAAAAUCGGAUCCGAGUACCUUGUUCCGGGUCUUAUUAGGGCUUUGGAAGCACAGCGCCCCAGUUCGAAGACAGCUAUUUACUUCUCAAAGCUUCUACGCACCUCUGUUUCAUCAUCACUCUAUCCCUCUCUCUACUUUCCCUUCUGUCUCCGCCGUCGAAUUCUUCGAUCAGGUAGUUGCUGCGUGGAAAGCGAGGAAGGAAGAAGAAAGAAAGUGGAAGAAAAUGGCGUUAGCGUUCGACGAGUUCGGACGACCUUUCAUAAUAAUAAAGGAGCAGGAGCAGAAGAGCAGGUUGAGGGGUUUGGAUGCUCAGAAAGCCAACAUUUCCGCCGGAAAAGCCGUUGCUCGCAUCCUCCGGACUUCCCUCGGUCCCAAGGGAAUGGACAAGAUGCUUCAAAGCCCCGACGGCGAUGUCACUAUCACAAAUGAUGGGGCAACAAUUUUGGAGCAGAUGGAUGUUGACAAUCAGAUAGCGAAGCUAAUGGUUGAACUAUCUCGGAGUCAGGACUAUGAAAUUGGUGAUGGCACAACAGGAGUAGUUGUUAUGGCCGGUGCGCUUCUAGAGCAGGCUGAACGUUUAUUAGAACGUGGUAUUCAUCCCAUUCGGAUUGCAGAGGGCUUUGAAAUGGCUUCAAGGAUAGCAGUUGAACAUUUAGAGCACAUAGCUCAGAAGUUUGAUUUUGGAGUUACAAAUAUAGAGCCUUUGGUUCAAACUUGCAUGACUACUUUAUCCUCAAAGAUUGUGAAUCGAUGCAAGCGCAGUUUGGCAGAAAUUGCUGUUAAAGCUGUUCUGGCUGUUGCUGAUUUAGAGAGGAAGGAUGUUAACUUAGAUAUGAUUAAAGUUGAAGGCAAAGUUGGGGGGAAGCUGGAAGAUACUGAACUUAUAUAUGGGAUAAUUGUUGACAAGGAUAUGAGCCAUCCACAGAUGCCAAAGCAAAUUGAAGAUGCAAAAAUUGCUAUAUUGACUUGCCCUUUUGAGCCACCAAAGCCAAAGACUAAGCAUAAGGUUGAUAUUGAUACAGUUGAAAAGUUCCAGACCUUGCGUGAACAAGAGCAGCAGUACUUUGAUGACAUGGUUAAAAAAUGCAAGGAUGUUGGUGCCACCUUGGUCAUCUGUCAAUGGGGGUUUGAUGAUGAAGCAAAUCAUUUGUUAAUGCAUAGAAAUUUGCCUGCUGUCCGUUGGGUUGGUGGUGUAGAGUUGGAGUUGAUAGCAAUAGCCACAGGGGGGAGAAUUGUGCCAAGGUUCCAAGAAUUGACUCCAGAAAAGUUAGGAAAGGCUGGUUUAGUUCGUGAAAAGUCCUUUGGCACAACAAAGGAUCGAAUGUUGUAUAUUGAACACUGUGCAAAUUCAAGAGCUGUAACCAUAUUUAUUCGUGGUGGUAACAAAAUGAUGGUUGAGGAGACAAAACGCAGCAUACAUGAUGCUUUGUGUGUCGCUAGGAAUAUCAUCCGUAACAAUUCCAUUGUUUAUGGUGGUGGCUCAGCUGAGAUUUCUUGCUCAAUAGCUGUUGAGGCAGCUGCUGAUAGAUAUCCUGGUGUUGAGCAGUAUGCUAUCAGGGCAUUUGGUGAUGCUUUGGAUUCUAUCCCAAUGGCACUUGCAGAGAACAGUGGCCUCCAACCCAUUGAAACAUUAUCGGCAGUGAAAUCUCAGCAAGUUAAGGAGAACAAUCCCUACUGCGGGGUAGACUGCAAUGAUGUUGGCACGAAUGACAUGCGUGAGCAAAAUGUGUUUGAGACUUUGAUUGGGAAGCAGCAGCAGAUCUUGCUGGCCACACAAGUUGUCAAGAUGAUCCUAAAAAUUGACGAUGUCAUUUCCCCAAUUGAUUAUUGAUGUUAUCAUAUAUAUAUUUGGAGCAUGAGUCAGAUUUAGGCCUCCACCAGACAAUUGUUCUCCGUGUUGUCUUGGUUUUGCCCACUGCUAUUUUUCUCGAGGAACUUAAAUAGACCCAUAUUUCCUGGGGAUUAAGAUGUGUUGCUUACAGAUUUGAGCUGGACUUGUCGGGGUUUGUAGCAUGGUUUCUGAAAGCAUUCAGUAGAUUUUUGAUUUUUC
Molecule: messenger RNA, 2082 nt
Organism: Malania oleifera
Lineage: Eukaryota; Viridiplantae; Streptophyta; Magnoliopsida; Santalales; Ximeniaceae
Product: T-complex protein 1 subunit epsilon
Exons: 9
Coding region: 256-1863 (535 amino acids)
Biological process (GO): protein folding
Cellular component (GO): chaperonin-containing T-complex
Molecular function (GO): ATP-dependent protein folding chaperone; ATP hydrolysis activity; ATP binding
Source: RefSeq, a predicted model, not a curated record